Molecule: messenger RNA, 3133 nt
Organism: Clarias gariepinus (North African catfish)
Lineage: Eukaryota; Metazoa; Chordata; Actinopteri; Siluriformes; Clariidae
Gene: nags
Product: N-acetylglutamate synthase
Exons: 8
Coding region: 124-1713 (529 amino acids)
Biological process (GO): L-arginine biosynthetic process
Cellular component (GO): mitochondrial matrix
Molecular function (GO): arginine binding; L-glutamate N-acetyltransferase activity, acting on acetyl-CoA as donor
Source: RefSeq, a predicted model, not a curated record
GCCUUCGCGCGGAGGCGCUCGCGAACCUAGCCUGAAUUAGCAUAGCAUACCACGAGCGAAUUUGACAGGUAAGCGAGAGAGAAGUCCGUUCCCUUCACCCGACACGGCUUAGCUGAGUGACUCAUGGCGAAAGUAAACGGCGGGGCGGCUGGCUGUAGGGCUAUUGUAAUGGCCGGGCAGUUUCUGUCCAAGCCAGCGCCGCCUCUCGCUCAGCCGCAGAAGAACUCUGGUCAGCGAAAACUCGCUAAAAUUCAGCGGCGCAUGCUGUCCGUCACUCCCGCCGUACAGACGAACAGGAUUCCCGUCCAGUCGCAGCUCGACGCGCCCAACUUCAACGCGUUGUCGGAGCGCGGUGUGUGGUCGAACCGCUCGCUGGUCUACCGGGACGUCAAAGCGUUUCUCAAUGAACUCGGCGGGGAUCCGCGGGAGGCUCGGUACUGGCUGACGCAAUUUCAGCGAGCCAACGUGUGCAAAGCGCCUGCGUUCGCCGUGAUCGAGAUCGACCCUUCGGUUUUCAAGAGCUGUGAGAUGGUGCAGAGCCUGGCAUUCGGCUUGUCCUUCCUGCAGCGCAUGGACAUGAAGACCGUGGUGGUAAUGGGACUUCCUCCUGAGCUGUUGAAAGAAAACUGUGUGCCAGAUGGGCCCGUUUCCUCUGACAGCAGGACUGUACUGAUUAAAUAUUGCCAAGCUCUUGCCGAGGCCCUGCAUCUCAGCUCGGCCAGCGUCAUUCCUUUCUUUAGUGCCGAGUCAAUGCUGCGACUUCAGGAGCCUCAACACAGGAGCAGUGCUGCUACUUCCAUCGUCGUAGACACAACCCUACUUCAGUGGAGUCUGGACUGUGAUGCCAUUCCCUUGGUGUGCCCUGUGGGCUGUGAUACAACUGGCUGCUCCACUCUUCUCAAUUCAGUCGACGUCACCGUAGCCAUCUCUCGAGCUCUUCAGCCCCUUAAAGUCAUGUUCCUGAACAGCUGGGGGGGACUCCUUAACCAGAACCUAAAGGUACUCGGUUCUGUGUCCCUGCCGAGUGACCUGCCGCUGUUGUCCUCAGCUGAGUGGUUGAGUGUGUUGGAGCGCAGGCAGGUCAGCGCUAUUGCUCAUCUCCUUAACCAGCUCUCUCCAGAGAGCUCAGCAGUCAUCACUUCAGCUAACACGCUUCUUACUGAACUCUUUAGUCAUAAAGGUUCUGGCACUUUGUUCAAAAAUGGAGAUCCCAUUCACAAGUACAGCAGCCUUGAGGGCAUCGACACAGACCGUCUCCUGGCUCUAAUUAACAAAUCAUUUGGGAAGACGCUAAAGGAAGAAUACAUCAGUUCUCUUAAGGACAAACUUCAUUCCAUCUAUCUAUCAGAAGGGUACAGCGCAGCAGCCAUCAUCACUUCUGAGCCGGUCAACAGUGGGACUCUGUAUCUGGAUAAAUUUGUGGUGAGUGACUGCAAACAGGGCCAGGGCACCAGUCAGAUCCUCUGGGAGUGUAUUCGUCAGGACCUGGGGAAGCUCUUCUGGAGAUCUCGUGUGAACAAUCGCAUCAACCCUUGGUACUUCAAGCACUGUGAUGGCAGCUUCGCCAACGGCCAUUGGAUCGUGUUCUGGUUUGGCUUGUCAGAUAUUCGUGAGUCAUACGAGCUGGUCGAGUAUGCCAAGCAACUCCCAGAAUCGUUCUGCCAAAACUCUGAGAACGACACUUCUAUCCAGCAGGUGCCUGUGGGCUCUUAAACACUCCUUCUUCAUUUCACACCCUGGAUUUCAGCAUAGGCAUGCCUGUGUACCGUUGACAUGACAACGAUGGGGGGCAUUAUUUUUAAGCUUGGGGUUGGUUAGAGUGGGGUUCCUGCUUGUGUUUGCAAGAUUUCAUUUAGCUUUGAUUUUAGAUACAGUUCAGCCAUUCUGACAGUCCUGCUUUUACAUGGCAGGUGUACAGGACAUUAUACAGAUUAUACAGGACAUUCAGCUGUAAAUACAGGGUGUUAAAACUCCUUAUUAAAAAUGUUUACAGUAUAUGCUCUAGCAGAUGGUGCCAGUGGUACACUGUAGAACUGUUCACCAUCUGUGAAUUACGAAACUGUAGCAAUUAUUCACCGCUUUUUUUUAUGAUGAUAUUUUGAUACUAAAUGGUCAAGGUGACUGGUUAUGACAGCCUUAUUGAUGGCUACAAUACUGUGCAAAAGUCUUAAGACACUCCUCACUUCAUCUCCUCUUAUUGAAUUUAAUUAUGUAUAUUAAUUUUAAAAAAUUGGAACAAAAGUUCCACUGUAAGAAGCUGCAAAGUGCCUAAAGAUACAAUUAAGAAAUUGGUUGUUUUUCUAACAACUUCAGCAGCAACCUCAAUUCCCCUCUCGUUUGUUUCAUCCACAUUUAGCACCACCGGUAUACUCUGGUACACCUGUUUCUCACUGGUUCAUGUCUUAAUUUCGAUGGUUUUACAGGGACUGUAGGUCCCUGUGUUGGUUAACAAUCAAAAAGCAUUCCUCUGAAACUGUGAUCCAAAACCGUGCCAAAAAAUUCAAGCCAGGUAGCCUGGACUAGUAUUCCUCAAAGCUACACUAAAAAGUGCAGGAAAGUCUGGCUCUUUGGAAGCAAAAUAUAAAGACAUAAAGGGUGGCUUAAAACCUUUGUACAGUGUUUGACUGUCACGCAAGUUACUAAUUUGGUCUAAAGCACUACAAUGUCUGAUAGUCAGACUCAAAAAGCGUUGUUAUAAAACAUAAAUGAAUUAAUAAUUUUGCAUCUGGAAAAUGUACUCGGUGGGUUUACGUUAUAUAUUGCGGGCCAUGCUGUGUUGAUGCACAACUAUUCUACAUGUUACAUUAGCCUACAAUUUCUUUCACCUCAGCAUUUUCCUGAGUUUCUUGGGUCAAAGUGCUGUAUCUUAUUCCCAUGUGAUGUUUUACAUGGAAAUAAGAGAUAAUCAAGGACUAUUUGUCUUGAAGUCAUGGAGCAGAAUAUCUGAUUGGAGUAGAUCUUUUGCAUGGGCCCUAAGGCAUUAAACCAGUGCACAGGUACUUGAUGAGCUGUUUAUCUAACGUGUACUUUCUGUUAAUGGCAGAGCAAAUCAGAACUACAUUCAUGUGGUAGCGUGUGGUUCUGUCUGUGUGUAAAGAUGACAAUAAAAAAAACUCUUAAGGUUUCACUUGAA